GUGGUGCUGUCGCCCCGCUCGCCCGCGUGGAGAUGCACCAGCCAGGCGCCCCCCGGGGCUGCGUCCCCGCAUGGGGGCCCUGAGUGCCGGCUGUGCCGCCGCCCCCAUGAGCGUGCCCGGGCGCCCCCGCUCACAGCGCUGAGCCGCCGAGGUCCGGAGCCGUGGGUCGCCAUGCGCUGGGCUUGGGCCAUGGCUGUGGCUCUCCUCUGGCCGCAGCUCGCGCUCCUCGGGGACGUCAGGGCCCAGCAGGAGCCCAAGAGGCCGCGGCAGCCGGGUCAGCGCACCGAGCCCCCCAACGCCACCGUGUCCAACAGCGAGGGGCUGCCGGCCUCCCGCAAGCCGCCUGAGGCCUUGGGGCCUGAGUUCUCAGAUGCCCACAUGACAUGGCUGAACUUUGUCCGGCGGCCGGAUGAUGGGGCCUCGAAGAAACGGUGCCGAGGCCAGAACAAAAAGUUGCGAGGCCUCUCUGGCCCUCCAGGGCCUCCUGGGCCCCCUGGCCCCCCAGGCCCCCCUGGUGUGGAAGUCACCCAGGAGGCCCUGCUGAGGGAGUUUCAGGAGAUGCUGAAAGAGGCCACCGAGCGUCGGUUCUCAGGGCUGCUGGGCCCGUUGCUGCCUGAGGGGACAGGCAGGCGGCUGGUGGCUGAGGCCUUCCACUGCCGGCUGAAGGGCCCUGUGCUGGUGGACAAGAAGACUCUGGUGGAGCUACACGGCUUCCAGGCUCCCACAGCCCAGGGCGCCUUCCUGCGGGGGUCUGGCCUGAGCCUGGCCUCGGGCCGGUUCACAGCCCCGGUGAGCGCCAUCUUCCAGUUCUCCGCCAGCCUGCACGUGGACCACAGGGAGCUGCAGGGCAGGGCUCGGCUGCGGGUCCGGGACACCGUGCGGGUGCUCAUCUGCAUCGAGUCCCUGUGCCAUCGCCACACGUCCCUGGAGGCCGUCUCGGGCCUGGAGAGCAACGGCAGGGUCUUCACGGUGCAGGUGCAGGGGCUGCUGGAGCUGCAGGCUGGACAAUACGCCUCCGUCUUCGUGGACAAUGGCUCUGGGGCAGCCCUCACCGUCCAGAGCAGCUCUAGCUUCUCUGGCCUGCUCCUGGGCAUGUGAGAGCACCGGCCAGGGCUGGGAGAAGCUGCCGUCAAAGAGGACUCGCUGAGGCUGUGGAGGGGCUGCCCAGCCCACCCCCCACUGCCCUCUGUUAUCUGUGGUCACGGCAAUAAAGCACCCCGAGCCCUC
Molecule: messenger RNA, 1227 nt
Organism: Ceratotherium simum simum (southern white rhinoceros)
Lineage: Eukaryota; Metazoa; Chordata; Mammalia; Perissodactyla; Rhinocerotidae
Gene: C1QTNF12
Product: C1q and TNF related 12
Biological process (GO): positive regulation of D-glucose import across plasma membrane; negative regulation of gluconeogenesis; positive regulation of insulin receptor signaling pathway
Molecular function (GO): hormone activity
Source: RefSeq, a predicted model, not a curated record